Anoplophora glabripennis (Asian longhorned beetle) is the source of this 738-nucleotide messenger RNA. Its product is annotated as lipopolysaccharide-induced tumor necrosis factor-alpha factor homolog. The record is from RefSeq and is a predicted model, not a curated record. Bases 156 to 479 code for a protein of 107 amino acids. NCBI's taxonomy places the organism in Eukaryota, Metazoa, Arthropoda, Insecta, Coleoptera, Cerambycidae. The transcript is spliced from 4 exons. Gene Ontology annotation, molecular function: zinc ion binding.
AAAAUAACUACCGAGAAAAAAAAUAUUAUCGAUGUGAUAAAGAUAACGCUCCCAAUAUAAUGUAUAUAAUAUCAACAGUGUUCUGUAAUCAGGCCAGUAUUUAUUGAGCAGAGCAAGAAGCAAGUGUUCUAAAACCUCAGCCAAAGUUAUUUACAAUGGACAAAGGGCCACCACCACCACAUUUCCAACCACCACCACCACAUUUCCAGCCACCACCACCACAGCCACAAGUCAUAAUUACCCAGCCCACAGUUCUUGUCCUUGGACCCCAACCCUCGAGAAUAACUUGUCCCAGCUGCCACGCCCAAGUUACUACCAACGUGGUAUUGGAAAACAGUACGAAAACUCAUUUGUUUGCAGUCCUGCUGUGUCUUAUAUGCUGUCCCUGCGUCUUCAUUCCAUACUGCACGGAUUCCUGCAAGUCCAAGAACCACUACUGCCCAAAUUGUCAAGCCUAUCUCGGCAGUUUCAGUGAUUAAUAAUUUCAUGGAGAAAAACUCACAAUCACAAAAUGUCUUCUAGUCCUUCUAUCUUUAAGUGUACCUACAGUGUAUGACUAAGUGUGAUUCUUGUAUUUUUGGGCAAUUUCUAGACGAAAGACAAUGUUAGUUUUACGUUCAUCAUUCAUUAUUUUGUUUCAUCAACGUUUGUUAUUAUCUUAGGUGGAAGUAUGUAAUUGCCAUGUACUGUAAUCCUUAUUUUUUUGUAGCUUUAUACUAAAGUUUAUUAUUAGUGGAA